AGAAACAUGCAAAGUAGUCCUAAUACUAUUGUAAAAGCAUCUCCACCAACUGACUAACUACAGUGCUAUCAGCUCAUCAUCUUGUUAAUGGCGAAGGUCUGUCUGGGUUGGUCUGUUCCUCCGGUCAACUCCUCUCCAUCUAAUUCCCGGAGAAUCAACAGACACACAUCCAUAACAUUUGCUACUUUGAAGGAGUCUCCAGCUUUGGGAGUGAAAGUCACGGAAGGCGAAGGGAAACUGCCAAAGCUCGUGCUCAAUUCUUCUAAUGGAAGUGAGGCUGAGGUGUACUUAUUUGGAGGUUGCGUAACAUCUUGGAAAGUUUCAAACAAGGAUUUCCUUUUUGUUAGGCCAGAUGCUGUGUUCAAUGGGCAGAAACCAAUCAGUGGAGGUAUUCCUCAUUGCUUCCCUCAGUUUGGUCCUGGCCCAAUCCAGCAGCAUGGAUUUGCAAGAAAUGUGAAUUGGUCACUUGUUGAUUCUGAAAAUGUCGAGGGGAGUCCAGAGAUUACACUAGAGCUGAAAGAUGGACCUUAUAGUCGGGCUAUUUGGGAUUUCAGUUUUCGAGCUUUGUAUAAGGUCAUUCUUCAGGACAAGAGCCUCUUAACAGAACUGGUCAUUACAAAUACAGACAAGAAAGCAUUUGUGUUCACUACCGCCCUUCACACAUACUUCAGCGCUUCUGUGACAGGGGCAUCUGUUAAAGGUUUGAAGGGCUGCAAGACCCUGAACAAAGACCCAGAUCCUAAUAACCCUAUUGAGGGCAAAGAAGAAAGGGAUUCGGUUAGUUUUCCUGGAUUUGUAGAUCGCGUGUACCUAGGAGCGCCUAGUGAGAUCUUCCUUGAGAAUGGUUUGGGAGAUACGGUAUCCAUCACAAGUAAAAAUUGGACAGAUGCUGUUCUUUGGAACCCACAUCUUACAAUGGCAUCCUGCUACAAAGAUUUUGUGUGCGUUGAAAAUGCUAAGCUUGAAGAAGUAAAGCUAGAGCCCGAGGAGUCUUGGACUGCCACACAAUGCCUGAGCAUUGUCUGAACUAUCUGUUCUUCAUGGUUAGCUACCUAUAUUCUUCUCUUCAGUCUUUUAAUUAUUUUCCUUUUAAGUUGGAUCCAAAGAGCAUUUCAUCAUAAAUGAAGAACAAUACAUUUUAUUUAUACCAUAUCAAUGAAAUGAAGAUCGUUAUAAUUGUGUA
This is a messenger RNA of Impatiens glandulifera, 1183 nucleotides long. Its product is annotated as putative glucose-6-phosphate 1-epimerase. The record is from RefSeq and is a predicted model, not a curated record. NCBI's taxonomy places the organism in Eukaryota, Viridiplantae, Streptophyta, Magnoliopsida, Ericales, Balsaminaceae. Gene Ontology annotation, biological process: carbohydrate metabolic process. The transcript is spliced from 10 exons. Gene Ontology annotation, molecular function: isomerase activity; carbohydrate binding. Bases 88 to 1026 code for a protein of 312 amino acids.